Heterobilharzia americana is the source of this 2184-nucleotide messenger RNA. NCBI's taxonomy places the organism in Eukaryota, Metazoa, Platyhelminthes, Trematoda, Strigeidida, Schistosomatidae. The record is from the annotation of a GenBank genome assembly.
AUGCUCAGUAGAACCGCUACUCGCGUCCCAAGCUUUCUGAAGAGUCGUUUGAUUUACGCUCAUUGUUCCUCAAUAAAUUUAGUGACAGAAAAGUUAACUAGUUUCAAUCGCUUAGGAUUUCUAAGUUGUCGUUUUCAUUCGCGUAAUUCUAAUACAGAAUUGGAUUCUUCUACGGGAACUUUGGAUCAUACUAAAAAGAAAGAUGCAGUUACUUUGAGCACUGUCGAAGAUUUGCAAUGUUUCGUGUCACAUCCUGGUACUACAGUAAAUGAUAUUUUGGACAUUGAUGUACGCCUGCUUCCUUCAGAUCUAUGUAUGAUAUGUCUAGAAGCUAUACUGAAAAUUCAAAAACGACCAAAUGAUGCAUUAAUUGAAGGUGUUCAGAAUACUUUAAGGGAUUCUUUAACGUCAUGUAGUGACUGGCCUUCAAAAUAUAUAAAAUUAGAACAUAUGACAAGAUGGCAUAACUUUGACUUAGGAAUUAAUCCCUUCAAUAACUAUGAGGAAAAUUGCUCAUGGAUUAAUUCUGAACAAUUCGAUCUACUGUUGUUAUCAUCUGCAGCUUGUGCAAAUACUUUAUGUUUAACAUCUUUAUUAAAUUUGGCUGGACAUUUUAGCUAUUUAUGGAAUAGAUAUGAACCAAAAGUAUAUGUUUCAAUUCUUCGUCAUGUUCACCAUCAGAUAAAUGAAUUAUCAUCCACUCAGUUAGUCCAGUUAGCGCAUCUACUAUCUAGGAUUGCGUGCUAUCCAGUCGGUGAAUUUCAUGAAUUACUUACGGAGGUUAAAUUGCUUCAAUCAGCAAUUGCCAUCCAUGUAAUGAAUAAAAAAGAUGUCCUGGCUACACUUGAACCAACACUUAUCAUUCGCCUACUGUAUGAUUUACGGAGGUCGCUUGAAAAGCGUGAAAUUUCACUUCUAUUCACAGCUGUUUAUAACAGUCUUGGUUCGAAUACGUCUAACUGGAAUUUGUAUACACUUUCUUUUAUGCUACUAUACAUGUGUAAACUAGAAGUAUCUAAACCGUCAUUGAUAAAAGUUCCUUAUUGUAUACGAGUAAGAGUUGAAAUUAGAUCCCAAAUACUUUAUUGUGGUAGUUGUUUAAGUAAGAUAUCGCGUAAACUGAAAAUAUCUGAAUACCAUCCAUAUGUUAAUCAGUGUCAAUGGGUGAAUGCUAUGCUUUCAGCUUUAGCUAAUUCUACAGUCGGUUUUUAUAGUACGUCUGAAAAUCUUGAAGAAGAAUUACAGUCUUACAUCCAACCACCAGUUUUUGAUUCUUCCAUUAAUGACAACAAGCAAAUGAGAAAAGGCGUAUGCGAUAUUCAUAUAAUGUUCACUGCUGAUUGGGUUCAACAGUUAUUCAGUGAAAUAUCACAUCAUGCUACAACUCAACCGGUUUCAGAUUCAAAUGCUUUAAAGUGUUUAGCACAGCUUGUUUAUUCAUUAUCUUUGUUUGGCUACCAGGCGAAUUCAAUUAUUAAACAUUACAAUGAGGCUGAGAAGAUAAUUAACAACGACGCUUCCAUGUCCACUACGACUGAGCUUACUCAACCGCCAUUCAUAAACAUGGCGAAAUGUUUGUCUACACCCCUAUCUAAAGUUGGCAGUGAGGUUGAGAAAUCAUCUAUCUCUUGGAUUCCACGUGAUGAUUGGAGAUUCUACUACCUUUGUGGCCUUGGACUUCUUAAAAGUAAUAUGAUAGAUAGUCCGUUAUUUUCUGCUUACAUAUCGUCAAAAUUCGAUGAUUUAAAAACAUUAUUUCAUUCAUUCUAUGAACACAAAGACCUACUACAACAUUUGAGUCUUGACAAGUUUCAGGGUAUACAAUAUCUCAAUGGCAGUAAUAAUAGUGAAGUUAUAUACUUUGCAGAUAUCCUUUUUAAAACAAAGUUGGAGAGAAAUAAAGAUGUGCAUAAUUACGUGAUCUGUAUCGUCCAUAAAGACCGGGAUAUUGUUGUCAAGGGUCCCUUGCUUUCACUUUUAAACUUUUAUCGUGAAACACAAUGUUUACCUGUUUUCACGUUUAAUUUUUCUGUAUGGCAAUCGCUUAGAAAAACAGGAAAACAAGCUAUGUUACGAAGUUUUCUAGUCGGUGUAUCCAACAAAAUAUCUCAAGAGAAAGGAUUGUCGCCAUUCGAAAUUCAGACAACAAGCUGUUUAUAUGGUAAAAGAUAUAAAAACUCUUAA